UCGAGCUUUUAAACCUUAUCAACAGUACUUUUGGGAUUGGUCCCACAAAAGAUCAUGAUUGAGCUCGACAACUAACAAAAGGGGGCAGCAGAUACAGAAAGACUAUGGAGAUGAGUGGUUCUAGUUCUUCUUCCAAGUCACAGCUGCUCAAAAUUGGUCUUAAAUUUGGGGAAGAAAUCUACUUUGAGGAUGUGGGUGUUGGAGCUGAGACCAAAUCCCAAGGUGGGUUGUCUCCGGUGGGAAGCGGCGGCGACGGUGGAGGUGGUGGAGGGCCACCGAAGAAAGGAAGAACUGGUAGCAGCGGUGGUCAGGUGGGUUUGGGACAGGGUCAGCAACCACCUAGGUGUCAGGUGGAAGGGUGUAAUCUGGAUCUGAGUGAUGCUAAAACAUACUAUUCAAGGCACAAAGUGUGUGGUGUUCACUCCAAAACAGCUAAGGUCAUUGUUAAUGGCCUUGAGCAGAGGUUCUGCCAGCAGUGCAGCAGGUUCCAUCAACUACCGGAGUUUGAUCAGGGGAAAAGAAGCUGCCGCAGGCGCUUGGCCGGGCACAAUGAACGUCGGAGGAAGCCAACAUCUGGAUCUCUACUAUCCACUCGCUAUGGAAGUCUUCCCUCCUCUAUCUUUGAAAACAAUGGCAAUGGUGGAAGCUUUCUGAUGGACUUUUCUUCAUGCCCAAGAGCACCACCUCGUGCUGCCAGUGUUCAGUGGCCAACCACCAGAACACCACCACGUGCCACCAAUGAUCUUCCGAUCACAACUGAAAAAUUGCCUCCACUUCCAUGGCAAAGCAGCUUGGAUAAUCCACCGCCUUACAUCAAUCCGAAUGUUCCUCCAGGAGGAUGUUUCAAUGGAGUCCAAGACUCCAACUGUGCUCUCUCUCUUCUGUCAAAUCACUCAUCAGGCUCAACCAACCAAACCUUGAGCCUUGAGUACUAUCUCAACCCUGAUGCUGGUGCACCCAUGGUUCAACCGGUUCAUGGUCACUUCUCAACCGCCAACACCACGGCUUGGGGUUACGACACCAAUGAAGCCCAUUUGGGUUUGGGUCAGAUCCCGCAGUCAGGCUACUCUGGUGAGCUUGGCCUCGGUCAACAAGGUGGAAGGCGAUACGACUCGUCUGCUGACCAUAUCGACUGGUCACUUUGAGUGGUAUGCUAAUGGUUUAAGUGCAAUCUGUUUGUUCCUUUGAAGAUAACUGCCAUUUUAUGCUGUGUUGACUUCCAAACUGAU
Molecule: messenger RNA, 1229 nt
Organism: Cynara cardunculus var. scolymus (artichoke)
Lineage: Eukaryota; Viridiplantae; Streptophyta; Magnoliopsida; Asterales; Asteraceae
Product: squamosa promoter-binding-like protein 14
Exons: 3
Coding region: 105-1145 (346 amino acids)
Cellular component (GO): nucleus
Molecular function (GO): DNA binding
Source: RefSeq, a predicted model, not a curated record